Eruca vesicaria subsp. sativa (arugula) is the source of this 735-nucleotide messenger RNA. The record is from the annotation of a GenBank genome assembly. Lineage: Eukaryota; Viridiplantae; Streptophyta; Magnoliopsida; Brassicales; Brassicaceae.
UACAGAAGAUAUUUCCAACGACCAAUAAAAAAAAAAGUCUCCUCACGGAAAAUCAAAAAAAGCCUUUCGUGAACCCAAAAAUGUCACGUCUCCCGAUCCUAAUCGCUGCCUUCCUCUUCCUCCACCUCGUCGCCACCACCGCCGCCGAAUCAGACUCUCCGACGGCGUACUCUCUCCUCCAAAGCUACAACUUCCCCGUCGGAAUCCUCCCAAAAGGAGUCGUCGCUUACGAUCUCGACACGUCGACAGGCAAAUUCCACGCCUACUUCAACGGCUCCUGCAGCUUCUCCCUCGUGGGUUCUUACCAAUUGAACUACAAAUCGACGAUCAGCGGCUACAUCUCCGAGAACAAGCUCACGAAGCUGAGUGGUAUCAAGGUGAAAGUUCUCUUCUUGUGGCUCAACAUCGUCGAGGUUGUUAGGAAAGGAGAGGAGAUGGCGUUUUCCGUUGGGAUCACGUCGGCGAAUUUCGAGAUCGAGGAGUUUUUGGAGUCUCCUCAGUGUGGGUGUGGGUUUGAGUGUGAGGAUUUGAGUUCCGACAAGUUUGUUAGAAGCUUCCCUUUUGUCUCUUCCUCAUGAAAAUUGUCUUUGAUGAGUGUGAUCUUCUGAGAAGAUUGAAUCUUUAGCUGUCUGAAUAAUGAUAUGUUCUUGUCAUUUGGAUGAGGAAUCCUAUCAAGAUUAUGUUAUUGUUUCAAUCAAUCUGGUUAUGUUAGAAUCUAUCAAGUUUAUGUUAUUG